AUGUUUUCGACACUUUCAGUAUCUGCGGCGAUCGAUUUCAACUGGCUUGCCGAUCGUUCUUCUGCCUCCCUUCAAUCUUCUAUAGUUUCCGUCGUUCCCUACUUAUUCCUCCCCAUCUCGCCCCUCCCCCACUUCCUGCCUUCCCAUACCCCCGUCCCCUUCCCCUUCCCUUCCGCUCCCCCUUCUCCCCUUUCCUCCCGCCUCUUCAAUUCUCCCCGAUGUGUUUCCUUUCUCCGCGUGUUCUCCCCCUGCCUCAGCCGCGCAUCCGCUGCCGGCGUGCGCUGCAGCGCCGUCCGCUCGGAGCGCCUUUGGACCCCGAACUCUGCCGCCAACAGCGGCGAUAUCUGGUCCAUCAAGAACGAUCUGGAAGUGCCGCAGAGUCUGUUCAUGGGCGCACCGGAGGUGAUGGCGGGGCAAGGAGCGCCGCCCCCCAUGCUGCAGGAGCGCUUCCAGUCGGUUAUCUCCCAGCUCUUUCAAAACCGCAUCAUCCGGUGCGGCGGCGCGGUGGACGAUGACAUGGCGAACCUCAUCGUGGCGCAGCUGCUGUACCUCGACGCCGUUGAUCCCACCAAGGACAUCAUCAUGUACGUCAACUCGCCUGGUGGUUCCGUUACUGCUGGCAUGGCCAUCUUUGACACCAUGCGCCACAUCCGGCCUGACGUCAGCACCGUGUGUGUCGGCCUUGCUGCCAGUAUGGGAGCCUUCCUCCUGUCAGCAGGAACAAAAGGCAAGCGCUACAGCCUGCCCAACAGCCGUAUUAUGAUCCAUCAGCCGCUGGGAGGAGCACAGGGACAGCAGACAGACAUUGAGAUUCAGGCUAACGAGAUUCUGCAUCACAAGGCGAACCUGAACGGUUACUUGGCGUACCACACCGGUCAAUCCUAUGACCAGAUCGUCCAGGAUACGGAUCGCGAUUUCUUCAUGAGUGCAACUGAGGCCAAGGAGUAUGGCUUGAUUGAUGCGGUUAUCACCAACCCCCUCAAGGCCCUAAAUGCUGCCCCAGUUGCUGCAUAA
This is a messenger RNA of Closterium sp. NIES-65, 1014 nucleotides long. The record is from the annotation of a GenBank genome assembly. Lineage: Eukaryota; Viridiplantae; Streptophyta; Zygnematophyceae; Desmidiales; Closteriaceae.